UCAAAUGACUUUGCAACAAUUUUAGUGAUACGUGUGAUAUUUAAGACUGUGCUUAUAAAUUAGUGAACUGUUAUGUGUUUAGUGUUGAAUUUUAAUAACAUCCUAAACAAAUAAACUACGUUUAACUACUUUUAAAACCAAGUGAUAAAAUACUUCAACCUAUAGAAUCCAUACAUACGGAGAUAAUCGGGAUAAAUGCGCGAUAUGUGAGAGGCGGCCAUGUUUGCGGGCGUGUAAUGUAAUGCGCCAAGUGAACUCCGCCCACAAUGAGUUCCUUCCUCAUGAACGGUGGCUAUCAACCCCAGCCGGACCCCAAGUUCCCGCCAUCCGAAGAGUACAGCCAAGCAGACUAUAUACCACCAGGCGAAUACUACCAGCACCAACACUUGCAAUAUGGCUACCAACACCAAUACCCCGUACAGAUUGGAACGGGCUAUGGCUACGGAGGCUAUUAUCAUCCACUUCCCCAACACCCGCCUGUGGCACCACCUCCGAGACCCCCUGAAGCCUCACAUCCAUCAGACGCUGAUCACGGUUACAUUCCACCACACAGUGAGGUAGCUCCAGGUUUAGCAGAAUUAGGCCUGCGGUUAGAACGACACAUCGAAGAAGCUGCGCCCGCUGGUAGGAAACUGCAAGCAUUAGGGCGCGAGGGGUCUCCAGUAUCAGAAAUGGAUGAUGAUAGACUAUUGCUGGAGAGUCCUCCAGUCGAAGAUGAUGACUCCUCGAUAUGUUCAGAUAACACAGACAGAGUUAUAUAUCCUUGGAUGAAGAAAAUACAUGUAGCUGGCGCAUCGAACGGUACCUUUCAACCUGGAAUGGAGCCAAAACGACAACGAACAGCGUAUACUAGACACCAAAUAUUAGAAUUGGAAAAGGAAUUUCAUUACAAUCGGUAUCUCACCAGAAGAAGGAGAAUAGAAAUAGCCCACACUCUAGUCUUAUCUGAGAGACAAAUAAAAAUAUGGUUUCAGAACAGACGAAUGAAGUGGAAGAAAGACAAUAAAUUGCCGAAUACCAAAAACGUAAGAAGAAAAACGAACCCCGCUGGGAUCACAACGACCACUACAAAAGGAGCCACACCAAAGAGUAGAUCGAAUAAGAACACAAAUAAUAAUGACAAAAAGAAAUCUAAUAAUAAUGGACGACCUGAUAGUAUAGAAAAUGUGACAGAUAAUAUUAUGAAUGAUUUGCACUGCGUAGGCGCACAACAGAAUCUGUCGCACGACCCAGCGAUCAGUCCAAUGCCGCAUUCUGGUGGUCAGCUUAACCACAGCCAUUCGCUUACACAACAUCACCUGCAUAUGAUGGGAAUGCAUGCUGGCAUGGACCCAGCCAUGAUUGCUAAUCUUUCCGCACAUAGCUCCCCAGUAGGAAACACAACCUGCGGAACUGGUAUCACAAAUCCAAUAAUAAAAUCUGACUACGGUCUCACCGCCUUAUAAUCUUUAGUAUUGUAAAGAAAAUGAUAUAUUUUUCAUUAAAGAACGCUGUCUUACCAUUCCCUCGUAUUAUAAUUUGUAUUAUUGUGAAUAUUUAAGAUUUAAUAUUAAGCCGUGUAAGUAAUCCUAGUAACCAGUCAUAAAUGAAUGUUUGAAUAAAUAAGAGGAAACUUUACAAUGUCAAAAGUGUGAUUAUUUUAGGGUAGGAAUAGAAUAGAUUAUUGUGAGUGUUGAAGUUUGCGCUUUUGUCUUGAUGUCAUUGUUAAAUGAAACUUAAGAUCCAACCAGUUAAAGGAUUAUGAUUUAUAUCGAUUUAUACAUCUACAAAAAUAGGCCCAAUUCCUGAUGGUACAUAGUUUUUAUAGAAUUUCUAAAUUUAGCUAGUUAUUUUUGCAAAUUAAUUACUAAAUUAACAGUUGAACGUAAAUUCAUUUUAUGUUAAAUAUUCUAUUUAGAAUGAUUUC
Molecule: messenger RNA, 1906 nt
Organism: Leptidea sinapis
Lineage: Eukaryota; Metazoa; Arthropoda; Insecta; Lepidoptera; Pieridae
Gene: Dfd
Product: homeobox protein Hox-B4
Exons: 3
Coding region: 267-1445 (392 amino acids)
Biological process (GO): anterior/posterior pattern specification; regulation of transcription by RNA polymerase II
Cellular component (GO): nucleus
Molecular function (GO): DNA-binding transcription factor activity, RNA polymerase II-specific; RNA polymerase II cis-regulatory region sequence-specific DNA binding
Source: RefSeq, a predicted model, not a curated record